Messenger RNA from Xylaria bambusicola, 1606 nucleotides. RefSeq lists its product as uncharacterized. The record is from RefSeq and is a predicted model, not a curated record. NCBI's taxonomy places the organism in Eukaryota, Fungi, Ascomycota, Sordariomycetes, Xylariales, Xylariaceae. Gene Ontology annotation, molecular function: DNA-binding transcription factor activity, RNA polymerase II-specific; zinc ion binding. The transcript has 3 exons. Bases 1 to 1059 code for a protein of 352 amino acids. Gene Ontology annotation, biological process: regulation of DNA-templated transcription.
AUGGCAGAUAGUCGUGACUCGAUCAAAACAGCAUACGCGUUCUAUGCUGAGGAGCAGGAUGAUGGCGUGGCAAAAAUCCAGGCGGUUUGCAAUACUUGCAAACGAGCCCGCACAUACAAUCGUCAACGGCUCCGACAACAUCUUAAAUCGCAUAAAUGGAAACCGACCACUGCCGGUACUUUAACUUCCAAAGCAUCUGCAAACGGAAGUGGUCUAGGUUCCCAACUCGAGGUGCUAGAUUCACAGCAGAUCGCAAGCGUUGUACGCCAAGAUUCAGACCAGCCAGCGAUUCAAGCGACUCAGAGUCAGCCCUCUGCCGGAGAUGCCACAGUUGCUCCUCUCCUAACUCCCGCCAAGUCAGAGAUAUCCACCAUCGCGAAUUCAGAUACUAUUCGUAACCUUCUAAGCAAGGUGUAUCAAUUCCGAAUUGAUCGCUUCUUUCAAGCUCGAGACUUUCGUCAACAAAUGGUCGAUUCAUGGGAGAGAUUCUUCCAACAAUAUACGGAAUGGCAGGGUGAAUGUGACAGCUUCAUCCAGAAGCUAAAGAACGAAGGACGCCAUGAUGAUGCGGAGAGCGCAGCUCGAUAUCUGUUCAGAGAUCCCAUUGUCUCAGAACCUGGGAAAUUUGUUGUGGCGUUCCCUACCGGACACGGCGACGAGGUUUUCACAUUUCAAGGAUUCAGCCAGAACAAGAACACGAUGACUGGGACACAGGAACAACAGAACUCAGGCCGACCUCCUCCGGUUGCUGAUGCCGUGCCGAAGAUACGACCUUCUUGUAGUCGUUGCCGGUCUCGUUCCGUUGCUUGCAACCAUGACCGUCCCACUUGCUCCAGAUGCCUCGAAUCUGAUGCCCCAUGCUUCUAUGUGGGUUCAUCCUCGCGGCAUGACGAGAACAUACAAUUAUAUUCAGGCUUUCCCAAGGAGCACCUGCAAGAGAAAUGUAAAGAAAGAGGAUUGAAUCAGGGAGGGGGCAAGCCAACUCUUGUACAUCGCCUGGCGCAAGACGAUGGCGAAAAGAGGCUUAACCAUAAGCCACGUGAAAAGCGACGCCGCUAAUUCCUCAUGGAAGCAUGUGCAACGAAGAGACAAAUACGCCUCUCCGCAACAAAGCUGCAACAAUUAGCAACAACUAAGUGAUUAGCUAGAGGGUGUGAAGAAUGAGGAAUGGCGCUGGCUGUACGAGUCUGAACGAAGUUUACUAGGUAACUCGAAAUAGUCUCUUCGGAGUAGUCCUCAGAAAUCAACAUGAGAGUGUGUAUGUCUUCAUAUUAAACCUCAUCGACGCGUGGUAUAGUAGACUUAGUGUCACCGACGCGCUGUGUUUCCUACCAUACAAUCGCCGGCAGGAGUUCUUUCACCAUAAUAUCAACUUGCGAAGUGACAGGUGCUGCAUCUUUUGCUGAUACUAAGGCAAUGAAUCUGCCUAAAGCCAUAAGAGGGAAAUAGUGCCGGUAGAAUGUAUAACCGAUGUAGAAGAAGUUUGGAAACUCAGUCCCCGUGUAAAGCGUCUCGGGCCAUGACGCGGCAGCUUCUCCUCGGCAGUCCGUCUGCGUGCGUAGGAGAUGGAAAAUGCCGCCUAAUAUGGCUUUGUCAUCUGGCCCUC